Molecule: messenger RNA, 1606 nt
Organism: Rhipicephalus sanguineus (brown dog tick)
Lineage: Eukaryota; Metazoa; Arthropoda; Arachnida; Ixodida; Ixodidae
Product: chromobox protein homolog 1
Exons: 1
Coding region: 285-842 (185 amino acids)
Biological process (GO): negative regulation of transcription by RNA polymerase II; chromatin organization
Cellular component (GO): pericentric heterochromatin; nucleus
Molecular function (GO): chromatin binding
Source: RefSeq, a predicted model, not a curated record
CCGCAUUCCGCCGUUGACUGUAGGCAGUAGGCCUAGCGGCGUUCACGUUUCAUCCGGCGUCCCGCUCGCUCGCGCGUUUUGGUGUAGCGCGUUUCUUCUCGUUUUGUGUUUUGUUUGACGAGCUUCGGACGUGCGGAACGUAUCUUUUGUUUCGUGGACUCAUCGGGUGUGCAUGGCGCGCGUGUUUCACUAGCGCGUGCCCCUCAAAAAUCGUCGUCUUCACAGCGGCGUUUUGACUCCGCGCGCAACGCUGACACAUUUCACCGGGCGCCCCCCACCACCCAAUGGAACAAACCGGCAAGAGGACCGACAAGAAGAGAACGCACAAAGACGGCACCCCGGGGGAACCGGAGGAGUUCAUCGUCGAGAAGAUACUCGACCGGCGCGUACGACAGGGCAAAGUCGAGUACUUGCUCAAGUGGAAGGGUUACGGUGACAGCGAGAACACCUGGGAACCCGAGGAGAACCUCGACUGUCCGGGUCUGAUAGCGCAGUUCGAAGAGAAGCGCAAGCAGAAGGCCGAGUCUCAACAGUCGGCAGCCAAGAUGAAAGACGACGCGGACGCUCCCAGUCGCAAGAAGAAAAAGCAGGAGGGCGACGCCAAGCCACGUGGGUUCGACCGCGGCUUGGACCCGGACCGGAUAAUCGGCGCCACCGACUCGUCGGGUGAGCUGAUGUUCCUGAUCAAAUGGAAAGACUGUGACGAGGCCGACAUUGUGCCCGCUCGCGUUGCCAACGUGCGCUGUCCUCAGGUGGUGAUUCGGUUCUACGAGGAACGUCUCACUUGGGACACAUGCGGCGGCCGGGACGAAGACACCUCCGAGAAGGCGGCCAAGGCUUAGCGCUCGAACGGAAGAAAAAACAAAAUGCCCGCCGUUGACGACAACACACAGGCAACAAAUUUUUCGCGUCCAGAGUUCACCCUUAUCGUUUGAAACUGCUGGACUGUGUUAACUCUUCCUGGAACACUCCACCUACACCUCCUGUUUUCUGUUUUUUUUUCUUUCUGCCAUUCGUUCCGUUUUGUGUUUUUGUUUUAUGCCUUUUAUCCGAAACACCCGAGGCAUCGGACGCGGAGCGGUGACAAAACAGGACCGUUUUUUGCCGCGCCGUAAACCACUUUAGGCAAAGUGUUUUUCUUUUUUGUAUGUGUAUGCAUUGGCUUUAUCGAAAUGUGUAACCGUAUAGCCCAGUUUUGUGGGAUUAAGGCGCGGGAAUUUCGCAGCGCCGGCGCUUUGUCGCUCAUGAACUCUUGUGUUUAGAAAAACAACUGUGUUCCGCCCGCAUUGUUGUAACCUUGAAACACAUUCUGUGUCUUGGCACGAAGUGAUGUAAGAAAAAAAAAAAAAAAAAAACCUACGCCGGCCUUUCUUGGUGGCCGCCGUUCACGAAGCUUCGCUUCGUGUGAGAAAAAAGAAUUUGCAUACCUUUCAGGCAUCUAAAUAUUCGAUUCACCGUUUGAGAUGUUUGUGUUUUCUAGGUUGCAGCAACAAGCUAGCGCGGAUUUUGUGUUUCAUUCAUUAUCGUUCAUUUGUUUUGGUUUGAGUCGUACGCUGCGGGUGUUGCUAUUGUACAAAACAGGAGCCCAUUAAAAACCUUUUUUUUU